This is a messenger RNA of Bombina bombina (fire-bellied toad), 1683 nucleotides long. RefSeq names its product copine 7 (gene CPNE7). The record is from RefSeq and is a predicted model, not a curated record. Gene Ontology annotation, molecular function: calcium-dependent phospholipid binding. NCBI's taxonomy places the organism in Eukaryota, Metazoa, Chordata, Amphibia, Anura, Bombinatoridae. Gene Ontology annotation, cellular component: plasma membrane. The transcript has 15 exons. Bases 1 to 1683 code for a protein of 560 amino acids. Gene Ontology annotation, biological process: cellular response to calcium ion.
AUGAUGGUUAAUGAGAUCUCAGACUUGGCCUCUCCCUCCUCUCUUGGAGUCGUCACGGCCACGUGUGUAUCUAAGGUAGAGCUACGUGUGUGCUGUAAGAACCUGCUGGACAGAGAUACACUCAACAAGUCGGAUCCAUGUGUAGUGCUACUUAUGCAGUCCCAAGGCCAGUGGAUGGAGGUGGACAGAUCAGAGGUAAUAAAAAGCAACCUAAAUCCAGUGUUCUCCAAGGUCUUCACAGUUGACUAUUAUUUUGAAGAGGUUCAAAAGCUGCGUUUUGAAGUGUAUGAUAUUCAUGGACAUUGCAGUAUUGGGUCACGAGAUGAUGACUUUUUGGGAGGAGUGGAGAUCACGCUGGGACAGAUUGUGGCACAGAAGAGGAUCACCAAAGGCUUAUUCCUUAAAUAUGGAAAAUACGCUGGCAAAUCUACAAUCACGGUUAUUUCUGAAGAGAUUUCCGGGAAUAACGGAUAUGUGGAACUCUCAUUCUGUGCACGUAAACUGGAUGACAAGGAUCUCUUUAGCAAAUCAGAUCCAUUCCUAGAAAUCUAUCGAAUAAAUGAUGACCAAAGUGAACAGCUGGUGUAUAGAACAGAGGUCAUUAAGAAUAAUUUGAACCCUGUGUGGGAUCCAUUUAAAGUGUCUUUGAACUCUCUUUGCUGUUGUGAGGAGAAGAGAAAGCUCAGGUGCCUAGUGUGGGAUUAUGACUCCCGUGGAAAACAUGAUUUUAUAGGAGAAUUUUAUGCAACAUUUGAAGAAAUGCAAAAAGGGAUUGGAGGAAACAAGGUGCAGUGGGACUGUAUCAACCCCAAAUACAAAAUCAAAAAGAGGAAUUAUAAAAAUUCUGGAGUGGUUAUACUGUCAGACUUAAAGAUACACAGAGUUUAUUCUUUCUUGGAUUAUAUCAUGGGUGGCUGCCAGAUCCACUUCACAGUUGCCAUAGACUUCACUGCCUCGAAUGGAGAUCCAAGGAAUAGUUGCUCACUUCAUUAUAUUAAUCCCUACCAGCCCAACGAAUACCUGAAGGCUCUUGUUGCUGUGGGAGAGAUUUGCCAAGACUAUGACAGCGACAAGAGAUUUUCUGCUCUGGGAUUUGGAGCUCGGAUUCCUCCAAAAUAUGAGGUAUCUCAUGAUUUUGCUAUUAAUUUCAACCCAGACGAUGAUGAAUGUGAAGGGAUUCAGGGAAUAGUAGAAUCCUACCAAAACUGCCUACCCAAAAUCCAACUGUAUGGACCUACUAAUGUGGCACCUAUAAUCUCCCGGGUGGCACGGCUUGCAGCUGAGGAAGAAAUAACCAAGGAGGCAUCAAAAUACUACAUCCUCCUUAUUCUCACAGAUGGUGUAGUGACAGACAUGGCUGACACUCGAGAGGCUAUAGUACGUGCUUCCUACCUGCCCAUGUCAAUUAUCAUAGUUGGAGUUGGAAAUGCAGAUUUCACAGACAUGCAGAUUCUAGAUGGAGAUGAUGGCAUCUUAAGAGCGCCCAAAGGGGAACCUGUGCUCCGUGAUAUUGUACAGUUUGUUCCAUUUCGGGAAUUUAAGAAUGCAUCUCCUGCAGCUCUGGCUAAAUGUGUUUUGGCUGAAGUUCCAAAACAAGUAGUGGAAUAUUACAGCUAUAAAGUCUUCCCCCCUCGCUGCCCAAAAGAAGAUUCUCCAGACUCAGCUCUCAACUCCCCCCAAUGA